This is a messenger RNA of Leopardus geoffroyi (Geoffroy's cat), 897 nucleotides long. RefSeq names its product leucine twenty homeobox (gene LEUTX). The record is from RefSeq and is a predicted model, not a curated record. Gene Ontology annotation, biological process: regulation of transcription by RNA polymerase II. The transcript has 3 exons. NCBI's taxonomy places the organism in Eukaryota, Metazoa, Chordata, Mammalia, Carnivora, Felidae. Gene Ontology annotation, molecular function: RNA polymerase II cis-regulatory region sequence-specific DNA binding; DNA-binding transcription factor activity, RNA polymerase II-specific. Gene Ontology annotation, cellular component: nucleus. The coding region runs from base 1 to 780 and encodes 259 amino acids.
AUGGUGAAGAGUGGAGGAUAUAUAAACCACAUCUUCUUUAUCCAUUUGAGUCAACUUUUAAGACCAAGCUCUUGGCUCUCGGGUCAGGCUCAGGUAAGAAGUUUAUCUUUGAAUGUAUUUUUUUUUUUUUUUAAUGAAAGCCUUGUGUCUAUUCCUUUUGCAGAAGAGCAAAGGUAUGCUCGCCGGAGGCGCACACACUUUAGUGCAGAACAGCUUCAAGCACUGAAACAAGUGUUCGAAGAGACCAUGUACCCAGACUGGGUUACCAUGACGGAACUUAUUUCAUCUACUCAGCUAGACGAAUCCGUGAUAAAGCACCUCCUCUCUCCCCAGACUUGGUUUAAGAACCAGCGCGUGAAAAGGAAGAAAGAGCAGCAACAAACUGAUUCAAAUUCGUCACUAAAAUCAUCAAACCAGACGAUUUCAAUCAAAGAGGAGCAACCUCCCUUACCUGUAACUUCAGCAAACACUCAUCCCGGGCGUCCCAGCAUUUUGGAUGCCUGUGACCAUGAACUACCUCAGUCUCCUGAUAGCGUGCAAUCUGCAGGUGCUGGUCCCUCCAAGUGGAAUUCGUCUUGGGAUUCUCCACCUCAUGAUCUCCAACAGAUAUGUCUGGGGGACCCUGAUCCUCCCUGGGCCUCCAUUCCCUAUGACAUAGAUCAACUUAUACAACUAUAUGCCUUACCUGGGGAUGAUGAUCUAGAUCAGUACCUCUCCCCCAGGUGUCCCAGUUCAGGAGAUAUGGCUGACAUACCCACCCUUAUUGAGAAAGAUCUAUGAUCCAAAUCCUGACCAACUGAGAGACGUUUCCAAAGGCCUUUCAUGGGUCAACGAAGUCUAAAUGGACCAGAGCCCAGGAAUUUGCCUUUUUCUGUGAGAAGAAAGAAAUCCAGGAUA